AUUGCUACAUACAGCUCCAGUGUUUUGAUUCAGAAUUAGUUCAUAACGAAACAAAAGACAGAGUAAAUACUUUAGCUUCGUGACACAGAAAAUGGAGAGCAAUAGCAAUAGUAUGGCGGUGACCAAUCAGAGAAAGGCUUUUCAAGGAAUUCGAAUGGACAAUCCGUUUACUUUCAAAGUGUUUCAAAUUUUUACUGGCUUUGGCAUCGGUUGUGGUGUUGGAAUCGGAUAUGGUAGCCCUAUAAAUCUUGGUGCAAUUCCAAUGGUGAACCAAGUUAUGAGUGCAACAAGAGGAGCAACUGGUGCUUUUUCUGGUGUCAGCAGACAAGUAAAUGAUGCUCUAAGGAAGGUGGGCGCUAAGAACAUUCAAGCAGGCAUUGGAUGUGGAGUUGGAUUUGGCCAUGGUUUUGGAGUCGGCCUUGCUGUGAAGCCUAGUGCAAUACAUCAAGUUCAAUCCUGUCUUGUGCAAGCAGUGACAAAUUUGGCGAUGAAGUUUGGAAUGUCUCCCAAUCUGUCUGUUGGUCAAGGUGUCCUCCCAAUGUCUUUGCAAAGUGGCAUGGGAUUGACAAAUGAACCAUCAAAUCAAAACCCAAUGGGAGAUAUAAUGCAGUUGAGUGGUAAAAUUCCAGAGCCCACCUCUGUGCUUCCCGGCUACGGAAAUAUGGAUAAAGGGUCAACAUUUGAAAAGAUAGCAUAUGAAAGUACUCCAGUUGACACAUCUUUUGGCAGAACCGAAAAAGUUCUCAGUAGUUUUCUACAAAAUCCAGUUUUAAAGGAAGAGCGCACUGACAUAAAUGAAGUGACAAGGCGUUUGCGUUCUGAAAACAACUUGCUUCAGAUGGUAUUGAAACAUCAGCAAGUCAUUGAGGAACUUAUGCAGGAGAAUGAAAAGCUACGUGAAAUCCUUGUAAAAGACUUGAAAAUACCUCCAAGCAACCUCCAAGCUAGUUACUCCAGUAGAAAUAAACCUACAUGUACUGAUUGUUUCGAGUGCCGAAGAAAACAAAGAAAAAGAUAGAUGCACAGUUCAAUAAAUUGAAAGAAGAGACUCCAGUAAAGCGCCACACCACAAGAAUCUUAACUGAUGCCCCUUUUGGCCAAGGUGUUUUGAACCUUUGGUUGGAUUCAAAACUUUACUCUGUAGCCAGCAGGAUCAUUUUCAUGGUUUGCCGGUGGUAUUGAUAACGAAACUAAUUUAGUAUAAGACAAACUAGUGAAGAUGAUUAAUAUACAAACGGGUGCAGCCGAAAAUCAUUCGAGGAAGUAAUGUAACAUUUUAUUUUGAGUUUCCGUGUAAAGCAAAGAAGAGUGAAUUUUGACGGACUUUAAUUUUCAGUUUCAUUCAUUCAUGUGAGUGUGAAGAUUUGUGUUGUUUUAACUCUCAUGUAGUUGAUGAUGUCAGGCCUUUUGUUGAUCA
Molecule: messenger RNA, 1417 nt
Organism: Pistacia vera
Lineage: Eukaryota; Viridiplantae; Streptophyta; Magnoliopsida; Sapindales; Anacardiaceae
Exons: 7
Coding region: 92-1018 (308 amino acids)
Source: RefSeq, a predicted model, not a curated record